GAUUCUUUUCGGGCCUCUCUGAAUAUUACAUUUGUGUUUUCCGACCCACAAUAGCUAAAUCCGUAUCAAAUGAUAAUUAAUAAAAAAAUGAUACCUUAGCUUAAAAAAUAUUGAUACCUAUAGAUUCCCCAAAUCUAACACUAGCUUGCGUGCCCUAGCUCACUACGUCGCUCGUCACGGUUCCGUCAGUGCUUUUCCGCCGCCGUCGCGGUUCAAACUUGAAAAGUUUACUCCUUAAAAGGGUUAGAGAUAAAUAAAAUUAGCGAGUUGCCAUCUGCAGUUCAAAAGGUGUGAAAGCAGAUAAGAUGCAGCAUAGAAAUUUGACUUCUGGAAGGCCUUCUGGAACUGAUGGCUCCGAUUACUCCUACCGUAUGGUAGUCGAUUCAAGGUAUCAACUGGUUGCAAAGGGGAAGAAACGCCUGUCUCUCUACUUUAUCACUGAGGCUGUGUUGCUGUUAAUAGGAGUGACACUUACAUAUUUACCAGGAAUAGAAGCAGACGCUCCAAAUACAGUUGCCUAUUCAUCUGUUAUUGUUAGUGUUGUUUCACUAAUAAUUGGGAAUAUAGGUCGAAGACGAAGCCGGUCUGGUUUGUUGAGAUUUUAUGCUGCUGUAUCAUCUAUAGCAAUGCUUCUCUUGAUUGCUUCUCUUGCCCAACAGCAUUUGCUGCUGAAGGCUAUCCAGGAUUCUAAACUUUGGAAAACAGGGAAGUAUGACGUCAAUGAAUUAUCUCAUUUUCAAAUUGGUUUGCUGUUAUACAUGGUAACCUUAUCGGUGCUCAAGCUUUGUACCGUCAAUGCAGUUGUUUCCCUUCUCUUUAACAUGGCGCCACCCAAGAAAACCUCUUAGCUCCUUAUCGGUUUUGGGGUCCAAAUCCAAAUUUCUUUCCUCAUUCAUCUAUUUACAACCCAUUGAUCUAUAUCCAUGACUAUCUUCUAUGAAUGAGAUAUUUUGAGGGAAGCUCAAGAGAGAUUUUACCUACAAAACAUUUUAAAGACAUUUGUUAAUUAUAUAGGUUUUUGUUGUUUUGUGUUUCUUUUGAGUUCUAGUCUAGGGAGGAUCUAUUGAACCGUCACCACAAAAACAAAACGUAGUGUUGAGGAGAUAAUAUUUCACCCUAUUCCGGUAGUGUUCCCUACUAAUUUUGUUAGUUCUUUUUACAAAGCAAAUAUUUUCUAAUGAGAAAUGAGACAAUUCAUUUGCCA
Messenger RNA from Glycine soja, 1204 nucleotides. RefSeq lists its product as uncharacterized. The record is from RefSeq and is a predicted model, not a curated record. Gene Ontology annotation, biological process: vesicle-mediated transport; endoplasmic reticulum organization. Lineage: Eukaryota; Viridiplantae; Streptophyta; Magnoliopsida; Fabales; Fabaceae. Gene Ontology annotation, cellular component: endoplasmic reticulum membrane. Bases 306 to 848 code for a protein of 180 amino acids. The transcript has 7 exons.